AUAAAACCUUCCACCAAGCCCCUUUUCCCCCAUUUAUUUUCUUCCACCAACGCCUUCUUCUCAUCUCCGAUAACCCCUUUCCGGCGUUGUCAAGGAUGAAGGAGUAUUGGUCCACUAUGGCCUCACUUCUCGGCCUUCUCGCCUUCUCUCAAUCUAUCUUCCAAGCAAUCUUCCCGCCGGAGCUCCGUUUCGCCGCCCUCAAACUCUUCACCCAAAUCUUCCGAUGCUUCUCCUCCUACGUUUACCUCGACAUCACCGAAAUCGACGGCGUCAACACCAACGAGCUCUACAACGCCGUCCAACUCUACUUGAGCUCAUCCGUCUCCAUCUCUGGCAAUCGAUUGAGCCUCACGCGCGCCGUCAAUUCCAGCGCCAUCACCUUCGGCCUCGCCAACAAUGACUGCAUCCGUGACUCCUUCAACGGCGUCACUGUCCAAUGGGAGCACAUCGUAUCCCAGAGGCAAGCGCAGGGCUACUUAUGGCGUCCCCUGCCAGAGGAGAAAAGGGGAUUCACUCUCCGGAUCAGAAAACAAGAUAAACCCCUCAUUUUAGAUUCGUAUCUCGAUUUUGUCAUGGACAGAGCCGAUGAAAUCCGCCGGAAAAAUCAAGAACGGCGUCUGUUCACGAAUUCACGCGGCGGGUCGUUGGAUUCGAGAGGCAAUCCAUGGGAAUCGGUGCCAUUUAAACACCCUAGCACAUUUGACACAUUGGCCAUGGACCCACUUAGGAAGCAACAAAUUAUGGAAGAUCUUCAAGAUUUCGCUAAAGGUCAAAGCUUUUACCAACAGACAGGCCGGGCCUGGAAAAGGGGUUAUCUCUUAUACGGCCCUCCUGGCACUGGCAAAUCCAGUAUGAUCGCUGCAAUGGCCAAUUUUCUCGGCUACGACAUUUACGAUCUCGAACUCACUGAGGUACACAACAAUUCUGAACUCCGUAAACUCCUAAUGAAAACCACUUCUAAGUCCAUUAUCGUCAUCGAGGACAUCGAUUGCUCCAUAAACCUCACCGAUCGGAAAAAGAAAAAUCCGAGUUCUGGGUCGAGAACCUACUUCGAUUUGCCGGAUAUCCGAUCCGGCGGCGGUGGUUACAGUUCAAUUUCCGGCGAAAAAAACGGUGCUGGUUCGAUUACUCUUUCUGGGUUGCUGAAUUUCACGGAUGGGUUGUGGUCUUGCUGUGGCAGUGAGCGGAUUUUCGUGUUCACAACGAACCACAUUGAGAAGCUUGACCCUGCAUUGCUUCGAAGUGGGAGAAUGGAUAUGCACAUUUUCAUGAGUUACUGUUCUUUCUCAGCAUUGAAGAUACUCCUGAAGAAUUACUUAAACUACAGCGAAGAUGAAUCCGAUUUCCCCGUGUUGGAUGAAAUCAAAGAGGUAAUCGAUAAGGCAAAGACGACGCCGGCGGAUGUGAGUGAGCUUCUGAUAAAGAACCGCCGCUGUAAAAACAGAGCAUUAACAGAGCUUUUAGAGACAUUGAAAUCAAGGGCAGAGAAAAAUGGCAGAGAAUUGAGCAAAAAGGAGAUGGGUUUAGAGGAAGAAGAAGAAGAAGAACAGGAGAAGAGAACUUUGGAUAGUCCAAAAGAAGCGUCUGAAUUUGAGGAGGAUCGCAGCAAAGAAACAGAGGAAGGUGAUGAAAAAGACGACGACAAUACAACUAGGGAGUAAUGAAAAUGGUAAAAAUUCAGUCUUUUUAACAUUAUUUAUCCUCAUUAUUGUUAAAAUAAUGAAAUCUAUAUUACGUCAUCAUUUUGGUAUGAGAAUAAUGCAAUUUUGACUAAUUUAAUGGAAGUUUGUGAUUUUAACA
Molecule: messenger RNA, 1800 nt
Organism: Cucurbita pepo subsp. pepo (vegetable marrow)
Lineage: Eukaryota; Viridiplantae; Streptophyta; Magnoliopsida; Cucurbitales; Cucurbitaceae
Source: RefSeq, a predicted model, not a curated record